Pistacia vera is the source of this 2144-nucleotide messenger RNA. RefSeq names its product ninja-family protein mc410-like. Bases 250 to 1752 code for a protein of 500 amino acids. Gene Ontology annotation, biological process: jasmonic acid mediated signaling pathway; negative regulation of DNA-templated transcription. The record is from RefSeq and is a predicted model, not a curated record. Gene Ontology annotation, cellular component: nucleus. The transcript has 3 exons. Lineage: Eukaryota; Viridiplantae; Streptophyta; Magnoliopsida; Sapindales; Anacardiaceae.
AAGCUUCUCCCACUAAGUUGUACCUAAAGGCCAAAAUCCUCGUCCUCUCUCUCCCUCUCUCUAUCUUUCUGUCACUCUUCUAUUUGCAAACACAACCUUGACCCUAGGGUUUCCUUUACAUCUUCUGUCGCUCGAUUCAGGCUUUUUAUGAUGAUCAUCUCAUCAUGAUGGGAUCAAUGGUAUGAGGUAUAGUAUGCAGGAUUGAAAAAGGUUAUGCUAAACCCACGUUGAUAUACAUCUAUCCACAGUAUGGAAGAUGAUAAUGGUCUUGAGCUGAGUUUGGGUUUAUCCUUUGGUGGAUCAGCUGUUAAAUCCAAAGGUAAAAGUGGUGGCUCUUUGGAUGCUAAAACAGAAGAAGAUGAUAGAGGCAACAAAAUAGAUGAUUUUAAAAAUUUCCUGAAUGGCGGCAACCAGAAACUGGACUCUGGUACUGGAUCUCAGAGAAGUGAUUCUGUGAAACCUCAAGAAAAUUUCUUUAAUGAUCUUUGCAAGGCCAGUGCUGAUGCCGAUCCUUCUAUGAACUUGAACGGCAGAGGGCUCUGGGUUACAAACAGCAGACCUGAAAUUGAGGAAGCAAAACGACCAGAGGCAAGUAACAAACGGAAAAUGUUGUUUGAUGACAUGAACAAUCAAAAAAAGCAUGAGAGAGAAGCUCACCCUGCUGAUUUACAUGACAAAACAAAAACAUCCUAUAUUUCCAUAACAACUGAGGAAGGCUCGACUGCUGAAAAUGAAGAUGUGGCCGAGUCUGAAGUUGAGGGCUCAACAUCAAGGCUGGUUUCUCACCAUGAUGAUGGUUCCAAACAAUACAGUGGAGUUGCCGGUGCUUCUGAGGUUUCGAAGGACGUCCGUGGGUUUUCUAAUUCAAACAUUGUGAAUCUACAAGGACAAAAGAGGUUUAACAGUUCAUCAGAAAAUGAAUUUAAGCUUGGAAACAUGACCUACGGCGCUCCAUUCUCAGUCCAAUCACUAAACAUCAUGAAUAUUCCAUACACAAUAUCUAUGAAAGAUUCUAACUCUUCUGGUGUACCUGGCUCAUCUGGCCAUCCACUACCUGGCAUGAUACAGAAGAUGCCUACUACAAAUAAUGAUCGUCAAGGAGCCCAGUCUGUGAAUCCUGGAAACUUCCCAGUUAUGUUUGGGUACUCACCUGUCCAACUGCCAAUGUUUGAUAAAGAUAACUCCUGGGGGUCGGUUUCUCAAUCUCAGCAGCUUCACCCUUCCUAUGCUGGCAGAGGUCCGCCUAACUCAGAUAAGCAGAACGAUGGAUUAAAGAUAUCUCAAGCUGCCAUGCAAUUUGAUGGGAGGACUAUAGAAUGGGCCAAAGGUGAAGGGAAACAGCAUGGCACAGAAGAAGGUUCAUCUACUCAGGCAGAAGAAGAUGGUAAAGUAAGUGGCGUGAACAAUAGGGCAAAAGAUGCAUCCGACCGUUCAACAUUAGAUGGUUUCACUCUUGAUUUAUCAGCUAUAAAGCCAGGUAUUGAAGCAGAGCUGAAAUUUGGGGGAUGUGGUUCUUACCCAAAUUUACCAUGGGUAUCAACCAAGGGUUCUGGCCCAAAUGGUAGGACAAUUUCUGGUGUUACUUAUAGGUACAGUGCAAACCAAAUCAGGAUUGUUUGUGCUUGUCAUGGUUGCCACAUGUCCCCUGAGGAGUUUGUUCGGCAUGCCAAUGACGAGAAUAGUAAUCCAGAGGGUGGUUCUGGAUUGUUGACAUUUUCAAGUUCAAAUCCUGCUGCCUCCGCUCAGAGCUGAAAUGUACUUUGUUGAGACUGAUAUUAAUUAGAGGAAUACUAGCCUUACAAAGAUGCAUACAAAGAGGGGCAUACAAAGAUAAAUCAUACUCUUGAAAGAAGGGAAAAAGCGCCAGAGAGAGACAAUCAUGAAGAUUAAGGGUAGGAUUUGUCUUUGUAUGCCCCUUUUUGUAUGCAUCUUUGUAAGACUAGCAUUUCUCUAUUAAUUAACAUGUGAACAAAGAAUAUUGGCUAUAGCUUUGUAACUAAUGAGAUUCUUCCUUCCUUUUCUUGCUACGCCUGUUUAUGGGUCUUAUCACUUAUCCAAACCAGAAGAGCCAAUACCGCGGGUUUAUGUAAUAAUCUUUAUCACUAUUUCUUUGUGUAAUAGUAAUGUCAAGCAUUUCAGUUCUA